UUACUUUAUUUGAUAUCGAAUUCAAUUUUCAGAAACUUCCAAAAAUUUAUUCACUUCGAGAGUAAUUACGUUGAUUUCUGCAUCGUUUUUCUGCGUUGUAUGGGUAGAAAAAUACAUUUACGUGAUCAAAAACGCUAACCUGAUGUUUGAGAAUUUCCAGUAUAAUAUUUUCGUUCGAAUUAUACCUCCGGUAAUCAAUAGAAUAAUGUUUCUAUUAAUACCAUUAAUGACGUGGCGAAGCCAUAGGCGAGUAUACAAUCACAUGAAGCAGUGGCAAAACUUACAAGAUACACUAUCUGACAUUCAAAAAUCACCAUUUUCGUUGCCUUUCAAAAACACGAUACCUUAUACAACUAUCGCCAUCUUGAUAGGAACCAUAUUGAUUUUGAUACCUUUAAAACCAUACUUCGAUAUUGAGAUAGCAGCUUCGAGCAGUAUUUUAUCGUACCUUUUUCUAGGAGAGACGGUGAUAUUCGUAGCACUUUAUUGGCUAACUAAUUGUUUAUUUGUGGCAUUAGUGGCUAGAAAUAUUGUCACUUUGAUCAAUCAAUCAAUAACCAGCAAAAAUGAAGACAGUUUAAUGAAACUAGUUGAUUUUUGGGUCAAAUUAUACGACUGGAAUGCAGAAUUCCCAUCGACAGCUUCCAUCACAUUUUUAAUCAAUGUGUUAAAUAUGAUCGUAACGAUGGUGACUUGCCUCUAUGCGUUUACAUUUUUAAUUUUCGUUGAAGAAGAUAAAAGCGCCAGUUUAGCAUAUUUCACUUGUACGAUUAUAUCCUUCUUGAUACUGCUGAUAUUUUGCGAAUCGUCUAAUUUGGUUUUGAAUCAGAUAGGAAGAUUAACACACGUCUGCCUUUUGACAACAGAUACAAAAGAAAUGAAUCCAAGAAUACUGAAAGUGAUUCUAAUUUUCAUCCAAACUAUUGAAACCAAGCAACCGAAAAUCAUGAUGAAUGGUAUAAUGAUCAUAAGUCGUUCCAGUCUUAUCUCAAUUUCCGCAACCAUCAUUAAUUUCUUGAUUGUAUUGAAACAAUUCAACCCGCUGGGAUGAUGAUUAUUUUGUCGAACAUGAAAUUCAAGUCAAUUUUUCUCUUUUUCAAAUAAGAAAAGAAAAUAUUACAAGUGGUAUGUCAAACGAUACUCGAACAAUAAACGUGAAAUAUUUCAA
Planococcus citri (citrus mealybug) is the source of this 1168-nucleotide messenger RNA. RefSeq lists its product as uncharacterized. NCBI's taxonomy places the organism in Eukaryota, Metazoa, Arthropoda, Insecta, Hemiptera, Pseudococcidae. The record is from RefSeq and is a predicted model, not a curated record. The transcript is spliced from 6 exons. Gene Ontology annotation, biological process: sensory perception of taste. The coding region runs from base 143 to 1051 and encodes 302 amino acids. Gene Ontology annotation, cellular component: membrane.